GGGGAGACAAGUAGCUGUCUCUGCAUGCACGAUGGCUUCCAAACGUCUUUUCCUUUUGUCCGUGUCCGAUAAACGUGGAGAGUCUGCCAUAAAACCCCCGAGAUUUUUAUAUCUAUGUUAUUUCUGGUGAGAUACCAUAACUUUCUGUUAUUGCAAGCGAUAAAACCAAGAACAGGCCGAUGGAUUUGUCUGUUAGAAACAAAAGAGUAGUCAUUGCUGGCUCGUGUUGUCUGGUGAUUGUUGUACUUGGAGAAAUAUACACAUUUUCACGGAAUCAUGAAACAAGAGCCAGAGCGUUUAGAGCACAUUUUGUCAUUCUUGUUGAGAUUAUUCUAUAUUUUAUUUCAAAAUUCAUUUGGAAUAAUCUAAUCCACAUAAAAGAAAAGCACAUAAUUGAACCAGAAGUAGUUUCAGAUCAUCAGGCACACAGAUUGAAAUGGCAGACUGCCAUGGAAUGGAUUUUGUUAAUUUAUAUCGGCCUAGUCCACACAAGCUACCUGACAAAUUUCUUUUUAAUGGGCAGAGAACCACACUGGUUUGCAAUGCUGGCAUACAGUGCUUUAGGCUUUCAUUUCCAGCUUGCCACUGGGCUAGGCAUACUCAAACUAUUUCAGGUUGCUCUGCGUUUUAUCAAGUACAGAUCAAACAACCUUGCUGAUGGACUGAUCUGCAGGCCAGUAGACAAGGUGUCCAAACGCAGAACAGCAAUACUAGCCUUAGUUUAUGCUUUUUUGGCAACAGCAUUUGGAAUUUACAAGGCAGCUCAGAUACCUGAAGUAAAAAAAGUCAUGAUACCUAUUCAGGAUCUUCAACGCAGCUGGGAAGGUGCUCGUAUUGUCCAGAUCUCAGAUAUCCACUUGGGACCAACAGUUGGAUGGACAAAACUCAAUGCCAUAGUUGAUGUCAUCAAUAGUCUUAGACCAGAUAUUGUUGUCGUGACUGGUGAUCUGGUAGAUGGUUCCAUGAGAUUGCUUGAGGAUGCUGUGUCACCACUCACAAGAGUCCGAUCAAAGUAUGGAAAUUUUUUUGUCACAGGAAAUCACGAGUACUACACAGGGGAUGUGGACAACUGGCUCAUCAAACUAGAGUAUGAGCUGGGCUUCAAACCUUUGCACAAUAGUAAUGUCAAGGUCAUUCCAGAAGAAGGAGAUGAGUCUGAUGAAAUCUGUGUAGCUGGCACUGAUGAUAUAGAUGCUGACUUGUUAGGGUAUACAGGUCAUGGAUUCAACAUCAAUGGUGCCCUGCACUCCUGUGAUGACACAAAGCCUGUGAUAGUGCUGGCUCAUCAACCCAAAGCAGCCAAAGCCCUCCUCCAGUCUCAAUACAGAGUAGACCUUGUUCUGGCAGGACACACACAUGGAGGGCAAUUUUUCCCAGUGUUGAUUGGUGUAUACCUCGUGAACCCCUUCUUCAGCGGCCUGUACCAGUAUGGUCGGAGUCAUGUGUAUGUGUCGACAGGUACUCAGUACUGGGGGGUGCCCCUGAGACUGGGCUCCUCCAUGGAGAUUACGGAGAUUACACUGCACAGGGCCACAGAAUAGAUGUAAUCAUAGCUAACCUUUAAGAACUGGAACACACAUUAAAUUAUAGCCAACACUUGGUGAGUUAGAACCUGUGCAGCUUAAUUAUAGCUGCUUUCUGAAAUGUUUUGAGAUGUAGGUAUUAAUAGCUUAGUAAUAUAUUGAUCAUGGGUUAUGAAGGAGGGUUUGUAGUGCUUUUUACUGAUCAACCACAAUCAGUUUUCUUCCAUAAAGGCAAGUGUGCAAUUCUUGUUUUUUUAUUUUAUUUUAUUUUUUUGCUCUGUUCUGUGUGGUUGAUGUGCAUAGUGUCAUGCUGUGUUGUAUGGUACAACUGAUGAAAUAAUAGCGUACAUCAGCAGGGUUUCUUUCCACAUAGUUUCUUUAUCAAAAGUGCAUUGUGAUGAAUGAUUUAUAAGUUUAUAUGGUACUGGACACACACUCCAUUUAUAUUGACUCUUACUCUACUAAAGGUUUUGAGUGCUCUUCUAUUUUGUCUUGGGUUGUGUCACAAAAACUUGCUGAUCAAAUGCAAAUAUGUUGCAAAGUAGACUUGCUGUAUACCAAAAAAAAAAAAAGGAAAAUAAAUAAGCAUUUAUGCAGGGCUUCUGCUAAGGCUAAAUUUUUGGGGGUCCCAGGGACCCCUUCUUCAGAUUUUUAAGGGGUCUCUGUUCUUCGCCCAAAUUUGAAUGGGACCCCAUUGACGAAAAUUGAAGGGGUCCUCCGAACUUUUAAUGCAUACUGUAUGCAAUUUUUUGCGUAAGCAGAAGCCCUGAUUUAUGAUAUCAAAAAGAAAAUGCCAAAGGAAUCACAGAACUUGAAACAUCUAUAAUUUAAUUACAAAUAAUUGUUAGUGUGGUCUGUUAAAUGCCAAUGAUCAACAUUACAAAGAAGGAAUGUUUGCCAUGAGACAAUACAGUUUAGAUACAAAAAUCUUAAUGUGCAUUCAAUUCUCUAUUAGAAUACCACAAUUUUAUUAAAUUCUAAUACAAUU
Messenger RNA from Pomacea canaliculata, 2511 nucleotides. Its product is annotated as transmembrane protein with metallophosphoesterase domain-like. The transcript is spliced from 5 exons. The record is from RefSeq and is a predicted model, not a curated record. Lineage: Eukaryota; Metazoa; Mollusca; Gastropoda; Architaenioglossa; Ampullariidae. The coding region runs from base 180 to 1541 and encodes 453 amino acids. Gene Ontology annotation, molecular function: hydrolase activity.